Molecule: messenger RNA, 957 nt
Organism: Hydatigera taeniaeformis
Lineage: Eukaryota; Metazoa; Platyhelminthes; Cestoda; Cyclophyllidea; Taeniidae
Source: the annotation of a GenBank genome assembly
AUGGAUCGAUUUGACAGAUUGUUGGAGGAGCAGCAGAAAGCCAUCGGGCAAACCGAUGACAGCAUAGGGAAACUCCAAGCGUACGUUGAUGAAUACGCACGAUUGAAGACAAGGCUUUUGGAGGUAUCUAACUGUUUUUCGAGGAAAGCUAUCAUCCCAUUCUCACCCAGAGCUCUUGUUCCUGCCCGUCUGAUUCAUACUAACGAAGUCCUGGUUUAUUUAGGUGGUUGCGCCGAACACUUUUCUGAGGUGUCCACCUCCCAAUCUUUACUCAUUAUUGAUGAGAGGAUUAAGCGCAUUCAGAAUAAAAUUCAAAAACUCAAAGAGCAGAAACGACUGCUAUCUGAUAGGGUAUCCUAUACUCAGAGGUUGGUUAGAGGUCAACAACCGCAAAGUGUUACGGAAGGUGACGAAGGUGUUGAGUUCGAGAUACGCGAGGAAUUUGAUCCAGUGAAGGAAAAGGAGUGGCAAGCUAAGCACAAACGACGAGUCCUAACAGAGAGGAUGCGAGAGCGUGACUGCACCCCUACAGGUCCCUCACUCUCCCCAAAACUAGGAAGUCAUGACGCCAUCUCUUCGGAGCACCCAUCUCCACCUUCGCCCGACAUUGUUGUAUGCAGCUCUACCAAUCAGGCACGCCCUGUUGUCUCCUACAUCAGGGAAUGGUGUAAAGCGUCUCCGGCCGAUGUUGUUGCUACGAUCCAGAAAGGACAUCAAGAAGCAGAAUCCAAGGGCGUUCUUAAAUCAACCCACUUACGUCAACUCCCUGCUACACACGAGUUCUGUGAGAAAUCUGGAACUGAAUCCGAGCCAACAUCAAAAUCAUCAAAGUACCCCAUCGAACCCUUUUCUCAAGUUAUCGAAAGAGCAUCCACCUCCAUUGAAGCUAUUAACAGUACUGGAUCAAAUGGCGGUCACAUCUCGCAGUUUCGUGCAAAAAGGAAUAGGAACUUGUGA